AUGGCUAGUAAAAAAAUCGUCGAGUUUAUUUCUUCCGGUGAAGGGACUGAGGCAGACGAUGAUCAAAGUAGUGAUAGUAGUAAUGACACAAAGAAGAAGCCCAAGCCGAGUCAGAAAAAACGCCUGAAAGCUAAGCGUUACAACAUCAACAUAGAUGAAGCCUCAUCAUCCUCCCAACAAGAUCUUUUCCAACUUGACGACUUCUUUGGAGAAUUACCACCUGCCUCCGGAACCACUCAAUCUUCGACAC
Messenger RNA from Amoebophrya sp. A25, 250 nucleotides. Lineage: Eukaryota; Dinophyceae; Syndiniales; Amoebophryaceae. The record is from the annotation of a GenBank genome assembly.